This is a messenger RNA of Ipomoea nil (Japanese morning glory), 1038 nucleotides long. Its product is annotated as protein FAR1-RELATED SEQUENCE 5-like. NCBI's taxonomy places the organism in Eukaryota, Viridiplantae, Streptophyta, Magnoliopsida, Solanales, Convolvulaceae. Gene Ontology annotation, biological process: regulation of DNA-templated transcription. The record is from RefSeq and is a predicted model, not a curated record. The coding region runs from base 1 to 1038 and encodes 345 amino acids. The transcript has 4 exons.
AUGGAAGGUUCAACAGCGGGUGAGAGCAUGCUAGUCAUACUGGUGGUUCUGAAGGUUGUGUCAUGGAAAUUUCCCCGGGAAAUACGAAAUAUUGGACUCCGGUCUGCGAUCCGUCAAUUAAGCCAGUGGAAGGACAGAAUAGUUGGGUUUGAUAUACGUCGAAGCUCAGAAAAGAAGGACGGGCAGGGAGAGAUUUUGAUGAAGUACGUAUUGUGUUCCCGUGAGGGGUUUAAACAACCAACUAUUUUAAGUAUUGGGGCUGAUGGAUCGCGUGGUGAAACCAGGACAGAGGUUAUUAGGCGUAGGACAUCGAAUAGGGUGGGGUGUAAUGCUCGGAUUGUGUUUAAGCGGGUAGGAAGUGGAGGAUUUGUCGUGUUUUCAUUAGAAGAGCGACAUAAUCAUUGUAUGUGUUCAGAGGUGUCAAAAACAUUUUUGAGAGUGAAGCGGAAGUUGGAUCUUGGCCAUCAGAUUUUCAUUGUCAAAUGUGCCAAAGCAAAUAUUGGGCCGAUUAAAUCUUUUAAAUUGUAUAAAGAAAUGGUGGGUGAUUAUUCAAAAAUAGGGGCAACCAGUGUGGAAUUCUGUAAUUUCAGACGUGAUAUGAUGGCUUAUAUUGAGACUGGAGAUGCGCAUCUAGUACUUGCCAAGUAUCGGCAGAAAAAAGAGGUGUGCCCGGAGAUGUACUUCGAGUACGAUGUAGAUGAGUAUGACCAUUUAUGUCGGGUGUUUUGGGCGGAUCCAGAGGCUAAAAGGAACUUUGCACGGUUUGGGGAUGCAAUGUCGUUCGAUGCCACGUACAGUACGAACAGGUAUAGCUUGGUUUUUGUCCCCUUCACUGGAGUGGACCAUCACAAGAAAUGCAUUACAUUUGCUAUAGGGUUAAUAUCUAAGGAAGAUGUAAAAUCAUAUGCCUGGCUGCUUGAGAAUUUCAAGAAAUGCAUGGGGCAUGUGCCGCAGUUGACAGUGACCGAUCAAGAUCCCGCCAUGAAGAGUGCCGUUGCACAGGUGUUUGAAUCAACUCGCCAUCGUUUCUGUAUGUGA